AUGGCCGUCGGAAAGAACAAGCGCCUCACCAAGGGCGGCAAAAAGGGUGGCAAGAAGAAGGCCGGCGACCCCUUCCUUCGAAAGGAAUGGUACGACAUCAAGGCUCCCAGCAUGUUCUCCGUGCGUCAGUGCGGCAAGACCCUGGUCAGCCGAACCCAGGGAACGAAGAUCGCCACCGAGGAGCUGAAGGGCCGCGUCCUGGAGGUGAACCUCGCAGACCUGAACAACGACGAGGAUCAGGCUUCCAAGAAGAUCCGCCUCUGCAUUGAGGAGGUGCAGGGACGUAGCUGCCUUACCGACUUCCAUGGAAUGACUCUGACCAGGGACAAGAUUUGCUCUCUGAUCAAGAAGUGGCAGACGCUCAUCGAAGCACAUGUGGAUGUGAAGACCACGGACAACUACGUGGUUCGCAUGUUCUGCAUUGCCUUCACCAAGCGCCGUCAGGAUCAGGUGAAGGCCAACUGCUAUGCCCAGUCUGCGCAGAUCCGCAAGAUCCGCAAGAAGAUGACCGAGAUCAUGACGCAGGAGGCCAGCAAGGCAGGGGCCUCGGAUCCGCUCCGGUCCGGCAUCCCCGGGCUCUUUGGGCGCCCCGAGGGAACCGAUCCGAAAGCGCCGGAAGCCAAAAGAGCGCUCCAGGUGCAGCUGCGUGAGUUGGUCAAGAAGCUGAUUCCAGAGUCCAUCGGCAAGGAGAUCGAAAAGCAGGCCCAGGGGAUCUUCCCUCUGAAGGACUGCCUCAUCCGCAAGGUGAAGAUUCUGAAGAAGCCAAAGUUCGACAUCACCAAGCUGAUGGAGCUGCACGGGGAUGGCGGCGACGACAUGGGUGUGGAGAUGGUCCGCCCGGAAGCGGAGGAGGGCCUGGCGAAUGGAAUCACCAAGCGUAGGAUGCUCAAAGAUGCGACUGGAUGCCUUUGUGCCUUUGUUCGAGUGGACCACACGGCAACGGAUGACAGCAAAAAGAUCUUUGUUGCACUCCACUGGGCCACGGCAUGGAACUCUUCGAACAUUCUCGGCACCAUCCAAAGAGUCGUGUCCCCAGCCGUGAUGCGACUCUUGCAGAAGCCCACCUCCGAGCUCGACACGGGCUGUGUCGUUCGUGCUUCAAGGGGCAGCGCCGUCGCAGUGCGGGCGGCAGACGCCGAUGCAUGGAGGCGAGGGUUUCGAGAAGCCGAGGAGCUGGAGGAUGGAUACUACUUUCUGGACGUUGAGGGCAUUCCUGCAGAUCUUUCCGGCACCUACUUCCGGAAUGGGCCUGGCAAGUUCAAGGAAGGAGAGAGCCAGGUGGCGCACGAGCUGGAUGGUGAUGGGUUCAUUCUGGCCAUAAGCUUCAAAGAUGGUCAGGUGUGCGUCCGACAUCGUCUAGUUCAGACCCAGGGACUUCUCAGAGACAAGUUCGCCAAGCGCAUCUUUGCCAAGGGCUUCUACGGAACUCCCCCAGGCGAGGGCGGGAGUGCCUUGGAUGCCCGCAAGGGCUUUCCCAAGCACACGGCAAACGCAGGCAUGACUUUCUGGGAGGACCAGCUCCUUGCCGUCGGGACGGCGGGGAGCAAGAAGCCCUUCCAGAUCGACCCAGCCUGUUUGGGCACAGUGCUCGGGAACGAGGACGAGGGCUCCUGGAAUCUGGAUGGGGCCUUGGACAGCGAGACGGGCUUUGGCUCGUGCCCGAAAGUUUGUGGUACGGAGGGCUGUCUUAGUUUCAUCGACCAGACCCCUUCGCUGGGUUCGACGACGGUGAAAUACCUGGAGUUCGCGCCUGGCGCCUGGAGACCCCGGUAUCCCAAGCCGCGGGAGUUCUCCGUCGGCGGCUUCACGCGCUUUGCCGACUUUGCGAUUACGCCCAAGUGGCUUGUUCUGGCCAAGCCCCCGCUGAAGGCGGAUGGCCUUGGGGCGGCCUUCGGCAAGACCUUCGCGGAGGUCCUUGAGUUUGACCCCUCGGGUACUGCAGAGCUCAUCUUCGCCACUCGACUUCGCCGCGAUGAGCAAGAGGUCACGGUGCCCGUAGAUGCGCUCGUUUGCGAGGAGUUCGCCAAUGCCUUCGAGGACGGCGGGCGCGUCAUCGUCGACCUGGUGGCAGCCGAGCGAUGGGACCUGGGCAAAGUCGAUGCUGGCCCACGCUGGGAGGUCCAGGAUCCAAACCAGGUUCCCAAACGCUCCCUUGUGCGCUAUGAGGUGGAUUUGAGCACCAAGACCUUCACGAAGCGGAGUCUUUGCGAUCGGCAUCUGGGCUUUACCAGUGUCAACCCGACCUACAACGGCAAGAAGCACAGGUUUGUCUUCGCCGCCGUGGCUCACGGCGAUGUGGGUCCAUAUGGUGGGGUUGCCAAGAUCGACGUGGAGAGUGGCGAGAUGGAUGAGUGGCUGGGAGGACCUUCUGAGUUCUUUGGAGAGCCCCUGUUCGUUCCAAAGGAAGGACUCGAUGGGGAGGAGGAUGGUUACCUGAUUUCUGUGAGCUUCGAUGGCCAGGAGGACAAGAGCUCGGUACUCAUUUUCGAUGCAAAGUCCAUCUCUCAAGGGCCUGUGUGUCAGUUCCCGCUGCAGACAGCGGUACCUUAUGGGCUCAAAGCCUGCUGGGUGCCUGAUCUGGCCUACACGCCAGAGGAGAUGAAGCGGAAGACUACUUUAUUGAGGAUGUUUGUGAAGAAGUCCACCGAAUGGAAUGCCAUGGAGAUGGGCUUCUCCUCUUUCGGAGGGCAGGCGUUUCGCGCGCUGGCUAACCCCGGGCUGCGCCCCAUAUCCGAUUUUCCACUCGAGACCCAUGAAAAGCGGCUAGCCGCCGCACUUCCGCUGCUCUACGGCACUGACGAGGCGCUCGACAUCCUGGAGAAGAAGGUCAGCAGCAUGGAAGACUUUGAUGCGCGCUUCCCGGGUUUCGGGGGCUACAUGCCCUGGUUCUGCUCUCGUGGCAUCAAUGAUGCGGGAAUCUGCAAGAGCACGACGGACCCUGGAACCAGCAGGAUGAUGCCCUUGCCUGGCUGGGAGAGGAGCCUGCCAGGCCUGGACAACGGCCAGCUUGCCUUUGGCACCGCCGCGGUGGUGCAUGUCUUGGAACGCCGAGCUGCGCAGGAAGGCAGCUCUGGUCGGUUUGCCGAGAUGGCCCGGCGCUGGAACGGCCGCCUGGAGCGGAUGAAGGCGUCGGUUGUGAACCUUUUCUACGACGGAGCCGGUCUGGUGCGCAUGAUUUCUCAGCUAGACAACAUCACCGUUGACGUUGCAAGGAAUGCCUCCAAUGCUCACAACCAGAACCACAUGGUCGCUGCCCGAGCUGUGCACCAACAGUACAGCCAGUACAGCAGUGGACAAGGACUCGCACCGACUCGGGAGGUUCUUUGGGAUCCUUUCGAAGGGGAGAUGGUUGUGAUCUUCAUGGACAUCUUUGGCAAUUGGAGCAAAUACCCAAACAAUGGUGAGGAGGAGAAGAAGCUGAUGUGGAAGAUCAAGGCAGAACAUGUGGAGCCUGUUGUUUAUACAGCUACCGACAAUUCGAAGAUGGUUCUGCAGAAAGGAUUUUGGUUCUCAGCGCAUGAGCAGUGGAAGACCUUACAGCUUCCUUACAUGGACAUCCCACUGGUCAGGCACCUUUUCACGAACGGUGAGUUCGCACGCUUGGAGAAUUCAUUGCAACAGCAGCUGCCUGGCUUAAUGGCUUCGGUGAACGCGCCCCACGGAGUGCAGUGUGACAACCAUCCGUACUGCAGUGCCGUGGGCAUACAGGCGCUAGCGGAGCAGCCAAUUUUUACAGAGACAGUCCUUACACCCUAUGCUGCUUUCCCUUCGAUCUUGGUGGAUUCAGCCGCUGGACUUGCGUGGUAUAACCACAUGCUGGCCAUGCCGCGGGUGCAAACACCCAUUGGCAGCAUUGAGUCCUUCACCAACAGUGGCAAGGCAGUCGCUCCCAUGGCGACCUGGGACGCCAAAGCUACCACCGUCGUGGCCAUGCUUGGCGGAACCGGACCUCUCCUUCGCACCUACAUGCAAGAUCAUGGAGUGUAUGGCGUUUUCGAAGAUCGUGUCAAGUCCAUGUAUGGGCCGAUCUUCGAGCCGGUCAUUGCCUCCGUGAUGCCGAGUAAGGCUUCAGUCGAUGCGCAAAUUGCGCAGCUCCCAAAGCUGCCGCUGCCGACAGCUCAUCUUGCUCGACGCAAGGAUGCUCUGCCGGAGGACUUUCCGAGCUGCCGUUGCCUCGAGGACAAGCGGACUCCAGGCAGAUCAGGGAAGUUGGGUUCACAGCGCGGGGCGUGCCCUUCGUCAGAGGAUGAGGCAGUUCUCGGAAUUGGGCAGGUGCUGCAGGUUUGCGACGAGCUUGGCAUCGAGACAGCACCUGCCGAGGUUGCCGCAGGCCUGUUCAUCGUACCGAUGCAGUCCUGGUACUCCAGAGAUUUCAUCUCCAAAGCACUGCGCCAGCAGCAUGCAUCAGCUACGGACGCGGAUGCCAAGGUGACCAUCGAUCAGUGGAUCCAAUGGCCUUUUCCUUGCGGCUCUGAUGACGCCUGGAAGUUCUUCAUGAGGAUGAACGAGGCGGCUCUCCGGGCCACCCUUGUGGCGAAGACGGCCUUCGAGCGAUUCUGCGACCAGCCGGCCCAGGUGAUGACUAUGACGCACUUCCUGACCAGACCAGAACUGUCUUUUGAUUGGACAAUUCCGGGGAUUUGGGACCACAUCGGCUGUGAAGGACUGGACGAGCAGAUUCGAACGAUCGGAUCGGAUGUCCACGUCUACGGCCGUGCCUGCACCGGCCCGCAGGUUCAGGAGAUCGAUGGCCUGAGCUAUGUCCACAACUACAUAGGCUCAACCGAGAAGCACCGUCCUGGAAUGGCACCCUUUUGCAUCUUCGACCGUGGGGAGAUCCUUCCCACCACGCAGCCGUCGCAAGCCAACGGCUUCAACUUCCAGCCCAGUGCGCGCCCGCAGGAUCCUGCGCCGAGAAGGGCCUUCGGCGGAGGCUGA
Molecule: messenger RNA, 4938 nt
Organism: Symbiodinium sp. CCMP2456
Lineage: Eukaryota; Dinophyceae; Suessiales; Symbiodiniaceae
Source: the annotation of a GenBank genome assembly